CUCGGGAGUCUUCACAACAGUCUUCACAUCGCAUAAAAAAGUGAGGAAGUGAGAGCACCAGGUCCGCGAGUCGAAAUAAAUUAUCAGCCAUGGCUCCCCUACCACUCCCACGCAUACCCGCCUCAACGGGUGAGAAACUCGAAGACUUUGUCUUCAAACGGGUCGUAUACCCAGCUCUCCAAGGAAUCGAAGCCAUCCACCCAACCAGAACUUUCAGCCCCAUCACCCGGCGGCAAGAUGCCCCACCCACCGCCACAGUAACCUUCGUCCAAGUCGACAACGACAACGACAACGACCCCGAUGACGCACAAACCCUCAGCGGCGGCGCCAUUGCCGGCAUCGUCAUCGGCUCCAUCGUCGGCUUGCUUCUUCUCAUCUGGAUCAUCCGCAGCUGCUUCAACCUGGGUGCUCCACCGACACACGGCAAGCGCAACAGCAAGGCUUGGUACGAUGGCGUGAGGGAUGAGUACCCGCCCAGACACGUGGGCGGGGUGAGACACUCACGGUCGAGGUCGAGGCAUUCGCAUAGCCGUCAUCGAGGUCAUUCUAGGCAUCGGAGCCAUUCGAGGAGGUCGUCUUCGAUGCGCGAGGUGCCGGUUGUGGUGGCCUACCCGACUCAUGUGUAUGAUGAUCGGAGGGGGAGGAGCAGUAGGAGGAGUCGGAGUCGCAGUGUUAGUGUUUCGAGGUAUUAAGGGGAAGAAUGGAAGUUAUUCGGGAGUAUGGGAAUGAGAACUCGACCGGGAUGAGAGAGCAUUGCGCCAUGCGUAACGGAUUGACGAGGCAACGAAUUGAUGACUGAUUGAUACGAACAUAUUCUUUCCUUUCUACCAUAUAAAAUCCGGACAGCAGAACAUGUAAUCAAUAAUGAACAGACACUCGAG
Neurospora tetrasperma FGSC 2508 is the source of this 881-nucleotide messenger RNA. RefSeq lists its product as uncharacterized. The record is from RefSeq and is a predicted model, not a curated record. The coding region runs from base 90 to 692 and encodes 200 amino acids. Lineage: Eukaryota; Fungi; Ascomycota; Sordariomycetes; Sordariales; Sordariaceae. The transcript has a single exon.